AUUACGCAAGUGCUCACGUUUGGGAUAUUAUGAUUCAAAUGAUCCAUCAACGGAGAAUUACUUGCGAGCAGAAAAUUUCAUGUUGAAAAAACGCAGAAUAUGGUAUGAAAAUAUUCUCCAUAUCGGUUUUCCAUCGUCUAUUCCUCCUAUCUUUGAUCCUAUCCUCCCGGCCUUGCAAGAGACGGCAUUUUGGGCGUAUGCUGGAAUUGCAAGACUGGACGAUUCGCCACUUCAAUGGUUGGUGAUCCGCUUCACGAGCGUAGCUGCUGGCUUGUAUUCGGUGUACGAUGCUGACGAAGAGACGUUUGCAGAUAAUAAGAAAGCAUUCAGACGACGUCAACAAAUUGGAGGAGUGAUAUAA
Paraglomus brasilianum is the source of this 361-nucleotide messenger RNA. The record is from the annotation of a GenBank genome assembly. Lineage: Eukaryota; Fungi; Glomeromycota; Glomeromycetes; Paraglomerales; Paraglomeraceae.